Messenger RNA from Pleuronectes platessa (European plaice), 2103 nucleotides. It is a transcript of the gene tsr2, whose product is annotated as TSR2 ribosome maturation factor. Lineage: Eukaryota; Metazoa; Chordata; Actinopteri; Pleuronectiformes; Pleuronectidae. Gene Ontology annotation, cellular component: nucleus. The record is from RefSeq and is a predicted model, not a curated record. The transcript has 5 exons. Bases 19 to 537 code for a protein of 172 amino acids. Gene Ontology annotation, biological process: maturation of SSU-rRNA from tricistronic rRNA transcript (SSU-rRNA, 5.8S rRNA, LSU-rRNA).
GUGUCUGGUGAAUCCAAUAUGGCGGCCGCCGCAGCUUCACGUGAACUCUUCAGUGAGGGAGUAAGAGCGGUUCUUCACACGUGGCCCGUUCUCCAGAUCGCGGUGGAUAACGGGUUCGGGGGCGUGUACGCGCAGCAGAAAGCUGAUUGGAUGGUGGAUGUUGUUCAGCAGUAUUUCCAUGACAACGCUGACCUGCUGCAGUGUGAGGUUGAGGAAUACAUUGCUGAACUGAUGAAUCAGGAGUUUGACACAGUGGUGGAUGAUGGGAGUUUACCUCAGGUGUCCAUCAGUCUGCUGCAGAUGUUCAGUCAGUGGCGGAAGGGGGAGCUACAGCAGCUCCAACACACCAUCAGCACUCUGACACAGAAGAAGAGUCAGAGGGCAAAGGUCACAGCUCCGCCCACACAGUCUGACGAAGAGAGCGAUUCUGAGACACAGGCGAUGGAGUGUGACUCGUCCGCAACACAAAACACUCGACCCCCCCCUCCUCCUCCUCAGGAAGAAGACGACGGCUGGACGGUCGUCAGAAAGAAGUGAAGAAGAGGAUGAAGAGCAGAAUGAACUGUUGACCUUUGACCACCAGGAAGACGUGUCAAACGGACUCCUCCUCCUUCAGCGCCGGACCAUGACGGCGUCUCCCCAGCGUCUCAGAGUCCUGGUUCAGAUCUGGAUUAAAUGAGGUCGUGUCCACCUGAGAAAAGACUCACACACGAACUGAAGAAACCGUUACUCGCGUUUCCUGUUGUCAGUUAGAACGUCUGUUUCAUAAUAAAAUGAUUAUUAUGGCGGCUCAGAUGUUCACUUUAUAACCAAAGCUCCAAUUUAAACAUGAACAGAAUAAUUAUCAGUUAAUCCGAUCAGUAAGAAAUGUUGAGCUGACAAACCUCACCAUUGAUUCCUCAUUGAUUGAUCAAACUGUCAUGGCAGAUUUAACUUUAACUUGUUAGUAUGAUCUCACCAGCAGAGGGCGGUAGGAAGACCCUCCUGUCCAGGUUGAUCACUGAGGGUCAAAGGUCUCAGACAAUCUGUGAUUAAACUUUAUUUUCACAGAACACAUUGUUCAAACACACGUCAUGUGACAGGUAGGAGGGGCGGGGCCAAGGCACUAAUCGUCAGAACAGAAACAGGUGAAGAGGUCAGAGGUCAUCUGAGGACAACUCAGCUACAGAGAUCAGGACUGGUCAGUCGGUGAGAGGGCUACAGUACACUCAUCGAGGAGGAUCAGAAAUCCUUAUCAAUAACCAACAAUCAGUUAUAUUCUCACAGGUUUCAUACAGGAGCAGUCAUCAGGUGAAAUCAGCAGAAGACAGAAUUCAGCAGAAAAACAAUAGAAUUCAGUCAAAUGACAAGUUUCAAAAUGAAGAAAGCAGAACUCAGGAAUCAGUAGAAACAGUUCAACAGAAAUCUGUGAUAAUCAGCAGGAUUCAACCAAGCAGUGGAGUCAUUAGAAAUAAGCAGAAAUGAUAGAAAACGGUAGAAUUCAUUAUAUAUCAGCAGAAACAAUUCUGACUCAGUUUUUAAUUAAUUGAUAAUUGAUCAGAUCAAUAUACUGUCACUUAACAUCUGGGGUCAAGGUCAACAGGGAGGAGCCACCUGGGCCUGAAUCUAGAUGCCGGGGUGUUUUUCGUUUUUUUGUGAAGUCCAGAAUUGUGAGGACCAUGUCUCUCAUCACGAGUUUCAUGGAGAGCCAAUCACAGUCCAAGCUGUUCUGGUGUGUGAUUGGCGGGGGGGGGGGGGGGGGGUCCUGAAUCGUUCAGACUCUAAACAGUGUUGUACAUAAAUAGAACCACAGCUCAGAGACGACGCCUUAACGGAAUUAAAAUAUUUAGGUUGUUCUUUUGACUUCUUAUGGCACCAAAUGACGCUGCUGAUAUUUCUGAGAAUAAACAUUUGAUGAUAGUAAAAAUAUAAAUAAAAUCACAGGUAUAAUUUUCAUAACUUUCUUCUCAGGUAAAUAUUAUUUAGUUGAUUACAGAAAAAUCUCUGAGAUUAUUCAGAUAUCUGUGGUUGUACAAAUACAGUAGUGUAUCAUCUGCAAACAGACUGAUGUCAUCUAAAAAAACUGAGUUGAUCAGGAUCAACAUAAAUAAAUAUCUGAAUUCA